Trifolium pratense (red clover) is the source of this 552-nucleotide messenger RNA. RefSeq names its product defensin-like protein 1. Lineage: Eukaryota; Viridiplantae; Streptophyta; Magnoliopsida; Fabales; Fabaceae. The transcript is spliced from 2 exons. The record is from RefSeq and is a predicted model, not a curated record. Gene Ontology annotation, biological process: defense response. The coding region runs from base 82 to 306 and encodes 74 amino acids.
AAGACAAGCUUAGUUCCAUUUCCAUUUCACUUAAAAUUCUAAACUAUAGUUCCCUUUUUUCUCUUAGAAGUUCAAGUUAUCAUGUCUCGUUCAGUUUUGGUUUCCACCAUCUUUGUCCUCCUUCUCCUUCUUGUAGCCACUGGGCCAGUGGCUGAGGCAAGGACAUGUGAGUCACAAAGUCACAAAUUCAAAGGACCAUGUGCGAGUGAUCACAACUGUGCUUCUGUGUGCCAAACAGAACGUUUCCCUGGAGGACACUGCCGUGGAUUCCGUCGUAGAUGUUUUUGCACUACACAUUGUUCUUAAGAUUAAUUAAUGUUUCACUAAUUAAGUAAUUAAUUAAUUAAUUAAUCCCUAUGUUUUUAUGCUAUGAUAUCAUGAAAGAAAGAUGAUGGAUCCAUCACCUUUUUAAUUUCUAGUACUUGUGUGUUUGAAUAAAGCUAGCUAGCUUCCCAUUUUGUUGUGGGUUUUUCUUUGUCUUUUUCUUUUUAUUUCUAUGUAGUUAAAACUUGAGAAGAAAUCAAUAAUAAUAUUAUGUGUGUUCUUGAUUUA